UAUAUAUAUAUAUAUAUACAAUAUAUAUUUGUUAAAAUCAUGCAAACACAACAAACUGCAACGCCGAGCACUCCGCCGCCGUCGCGUCGCUCCAAUCGGCCGCCGCGCAUCAACAUUCACAAUAUCCAGAAUACGUAUGGCACCUCUCCGUUGCCGCCGAGUGCUCAGCUGCACACCUCAAUGACCAACUAUACGGCGCCCAAUUGGCCGCCCAUGUCGAAUCCCUUUGGGCCCGGAAACUUCAUGACCAAAGGCUACGAGGGCUUCCUUGAUCUCACAAAGUCCGGCCUGAGUUUCGGCGAGAAAUUCACCUUCUCGCUCUACAACAAGUUCAGCAAGUGGUCCAGACGAUGGUUCACCCACAUGUUUCUGCUGAUAAUACUCGCCCUCUACAACAUUGGUGGGGCCAAACUAUUUCAAACGGUCGAACAUGGUCCAGCCGAACUGGAAAUAAUGACAGCGCAAUAUCAAAAGCGAGCAUUCUUCAGGCAGCUGCUGGACUUGGCCAACACAACAAUUACAUAUAAGAACACAGAUCACUGGGAUGGCUAUGUCAAUAAUAUACUGAACUCGAAUAAGGAAGCUGUGGAGUCGCUGUUGCGCUCGAAUUUGUCCACAGACGAGGAGGCCAGAAGAAACAAUCCCUGGUCCUUUUGGAAUGCCAUGGUCUACAGCUGUACGGUCUACACGACAAUAGGUGAGUGAA
Messenger RNA from Drosophila navojoa, 706 nucleotides. RefSeq lists its product as uncharacterized. The record is from RefSeq and is a predicted model, not a curated record. Lineage: Eukaryota; Metazoa; Arthropoda; Insecta; Diptera; Drosophilidae.